Molecule: messenger RNA, 300 nt
Organism: Cooperia oncophora
Lineage: Eukaryota; Metazoa; Nematoda; Chromadorea; Rhabditida; Trichostrongylidae
Source: the annotation of a GenBank genome assembly
AUGGAAAUUUCAGAUCAAAUCAAUAUUGCACACAAGAAACUCGUCAAAGGAACUCGACUGAAAUGGGGAGAUGCAUUCGAGCGAGCUUUUCAGUUCAAUCUCGGAAAUGCUGAGUUCAGUUGUGGUGCUAAAUUGACCGAUGUAUCUUGGCGGAAUUGGGAUCAAAAUGAGGCUGUGAAUCAGUUCGCGGGAGCCCAUGCUCUCCUCAGCGACGGAUGCGUCGAACUGAUUGAGCGUCUCGCUGAGGGUCUUGACAUCCGUUACAGUCAUGAGGUGAGUGAAUGUUUGCAGACCAAGUGA